Rotaria sp. Silwood1 is the source of this 252-nucleotide messenger RNA. The record is from the annotation of a GenBank genome assembly. NCBI's taxonomy places the organism in Eukaryota, Metazoa, Rotifera, Eurotatoria, Philodinida, Philodinidae.
AUGAAUUUUGUUACAAAUAAAGUGGAAAAGGCAACAGGUAUGGAUAUAAAUAAAGAUGGUCGUGUUGGAGGAGGUGGUGCUACUGGACAAAUGGAAAAGGCUACUCAUAUGGAUUUAAAUCGUGAUGGAGUUGUCGGAGGACAAAAAGCUUCAGGAGGAGGAGGUCUUCUUGGUAAAGCUGAACAAAUGACACAUAUGGAUUUAAAUCAAGAUGGACGUAUUGGAGGUGGAGCUGCCCAUAAAAAACAUUAA